GCCAAGCACCAUUGAUGGCGGGAACUGAUUCACGGAAGCAACUCCUAACCCUAAUUCGGGACUUCGCUGCUGAAAAAUCUCAAGGAGAACGGAGAGUGGAGAGCCUGAAGAAGCGAAUCCAGGAGCUUCAAUCUGAGAUGGAUAUAGCCAAUGCAGAGCUCGAAGAGUCAAAACGCUCCAAGGAAGCUGCUGAGCAAGAGCUCAAAGGCUACGAAGUUGAAUUGGCUAUGAACGAAGCUUCAAUUCAAACUCUAGAGGCAAGAAAUGCUGCGAUUCAAUAUGAGGUUUCGAUGGUUGGAUCUGAUUUGGGGAUUCUUAAGAAUGAAGAAGGAGCUUUACGAGACAACUUUAUUAAACAAAUGAUGGAGUUAAACACAACAAUAAGGAGAUUUCAGGAGACAACUGCUUCUACUCUUCAUAAAGAGAGUUGCAUUGCAACUUCAUCAGAUAAUGGCAACAAACUUGUGAAUGAGCAAGAUGCUCAAGUUGCUUUAAGAACUCUUGAAGAUAAACUUGCCCAUAUAAUUUCUCAAACGAACAUGGAAGAACAAGAAUAUCAAGCAGAACAAAAUAUUCAUAAGCAGCUCCAGCAAGAGUUGAUUAAUAUUGAAAAGAAGGUGACUCUGAUGGAGGCAAUCAUGAAGGAAACAAAAGAAUUGCAGGAAUUAACCAGAUAUCCUUGUCUACAUUACAUGCUACUGAUUGAAUGACCACUGAUUUGACAUUGAGAAGAUGGAGGAAAAGAAUGGAACGUACGGAGUCUCACAACUAAUUUCAGUUGGAUUGGUUGUUGAAAUUUCCAAAAUUCCUUCUAUUCCUGCAUUUCUUGCAAUCAGCCAGAGUUUAGUAUCCUAUUAACAACUUAUUGAAUAUUAAUUAUGCUGGUCUCUACCUGUCUUUGACUCAAAACAAGCAGACUUCUGAACUAGAAGAAACUUGUGCUUCCCUUGGUGAGGAGUUUCAGAGAAGGUGCAUGUGUCCCAAUUGUGAGCAAGAC
Vitis riparia (riverbank grape) is the source of this 997-nucleotide messenger RNA. Its product is annotated as spindle assembly abnormal protein 6. The transcript is spliced from 8 exons. NCBI's taxonomy places the organism in Eukaryota, Viridiplantae, Streptophyta, Magnoliopsida, Vitales, Vitaceae. Bases 15 to 710 code for a protein of 231 amino acids. The record is from RefSeq and is a predicted model, not a curated record.